CGAUGGCUGUUGUAAGUGUAGCAACGUGGCUCGCGCCUAUGAACCUGGCUAUCGUGGCUCUAGCCCUGUUUGUUGGCUACUUGCUACUGAGACCAAAACGCUGGCGGGGUAACCCACCGCCCGGCCCCAGCGGGUGGCCCGUCAUCGGCAGCAUGUUCCAACUCGGCAAGCGACCGGAGAUCUUUUUAACCAAGAUGUCGGAGCGAUACGGCGACAUAUUCAGUUUGAACCUCGGCGAGAAACGCGCGGUUGUUGUCAACACUUGCGAAACGUGGGCGGAGGCUAUCAUAGAGAAGGGACACAUCUUUGCCGACCGGCCCGACCUUUUCUCUUUUAAGUUGGAAGAGGCUGGAAACCAACACCACGGUGUGGGAUUCACACGAGCAUCCGAGAUGCAACGCAAGAAAAUCAAAGUGGUGCGCGCGGCUUUGAAUUCGGCCAUUCCUGAAGUCGCUGAGAAGUUUAACACGAUUAUAGCGAGUGAAGUCGCGUUGCUAAUGCAGGACGUCGCUAAUGAAAAUGGUAAACCGUUCGACCCAUAUCACGUGAUCGAGUUCUGUUACAUAAACAUCCUCGGAAUGUGGCUCUAUGGAAAAAUAUUCCAACAGCGAGACGAGCAGUACUUGAAAUGGGCGGACACGUUUGCCAAGAGGUUGGAGCUAGGAUCAUGUCUGCUUGUGGACUGGUUUCCAUCGCUCGCCUGCGUCACCAGCGGUAAAGCCAAAGAAUUAAAAGGACUCGUACAAACGAUGGUGGGCUGGCACAUGAAAUUACUCGAGGAACACCGACAGACGUUGAACGAGUCCAGUCCGCGCGAUUUUCUCGACCACCUGCUAAUCCAGCAGCAGAAGGGCAAGCUGAUGGUGUCCGACACCGACAUCUGCUGUGUGUUAGAUGAUUUACAGAGCGCCGGAUUUGAUACCGUCACUGCCAACACCAACUGGGGCAUUCAGCUGCUUGUGCAGAAUCCAGACGUGCAGAAGAAGCUGCAGGCUGAGAUCGACGAGGUCGUCGGCAGCGGCAGAGCGCCGACGACGAAGGAUCGCCGCAACAUGCCCUACUUGGAGGCUACGCUUUGGGAGAUCCAGCGUGUAGGAAUGAUUCUCCCGAUGCCUGGUGUACGUGGCGCAUUGUCUGAUACCACCUUAGGAGGCUUUGACAUACCCAAGGAUACCGUUCUAAUGGCCAACCACGCCAAGAUGGCUAUGAAUCCCAUCAAUUUCCCACAGCCGCAGAAGUUUGACCCGUCUAGGUAUCUGGAUGAGAACGGAGUCGUCGUGGCACCGGAUAAAAAUAUUAUGCUGUUUGGUAACGGCUUCCGAAUAUGUCCCGGCAUGCAACUCGCUCGUGACAUGAUGUUUACUGUCAUGGCGAAUCUGUUGCAGCGUUUCACAUUUGAGCUACCAGAGGGCGUCACAGCUUUCCCUGUCGGUAGAACCGACGGUCUUGUGCAGUAUCCGCUUCCUUUUAAGAUUAGAGCUAUUGCACGAUAAACGCAACCGCAAUAAAAGGAGAAAACAGUACAAGUUAUUUUGCUGUUGCUUAAGGUAAUCAAAUAGCUCGGCUCACAAGCCAUAAAAUUUUCAUUCCUUUUGUAGUCAUUAAUUUUAUAUAGGUGUUGGAUUUUUAACUGGGGAAUAUAUAUUAAAUAAAUUUGUCUCGAUUAUGGAAAGAGCUGUUCAUCAAAUGCUGUUGACGCUGUGU
Molecule: messenger RNA, 1704 nt
Organism: Priapulus caudatus
Lineage: Eukaryota; Metazoa; Priapulida; Priapulimorpha; Priapulimorphida; Priapulidae
Product: cytochrome P450 1A2-like
Exons: 2
Coding region: 3-1493 (496 amino acids)
Molecular function (GO): oxidoreductase activity, acting on paired donors, with incorporation or reduction of molecular oxygen; heme binding; iron ion binding
Source: RefSeq, a predicted model, not a curated record